Molecule: messenger RNA, 168 nt
Organism: Pelobates cultripes (western spadefoot toad)
Lineage: Eukaryota; Metazoa; Chordata; Amphibia; Anura; Pelobatidae
Source: the annotation of a GenBank genome assembly
AUGGCGGAAGCGCAUUGCCCAGCUACACGCGGCCUGCAGCUACCUCAACUCGACAAGACAGGCCCUAGCAAAGAAGUAAGAGACCCUAUUGAAGUUAUCUUUGACCAAUUCUGGGCCAAACUAAUAGAACGCACGAAGCCAGCGAUGACCACUAACAAGCCACCGUGA